Molecule: messenger RNA, 1629 nt
Organism: Nomia melanderi (Alkali bee)
Lineage: Eukaryota; Metazoa; Arthropoda; Insecta; Hymenoptera; Halictidae
Product: glyceraldehyde-3-phosphate dehydrogenase
Biological process (GO): glucose metabolic process; glycolytic process
Cellular component (GO): cytosol
Molecular function (GO): glyceraldehyde-3-phosphate dehydrogenase (NAD+) (phosphorylating) activity; NADP binding; NAD binding
Source: RefSeq, a predicted model, not a curated record
GCCGGUUAUAUUACCGUUUUCUGCCCUUCAAAUGACACUAUUUCUGUGGUAAUCGCAGCGUGUGGGUCGUUUUUCACUUCAGAAAGCAACAUGAGUAAAAUCGGAAUUAACGGAUUCGGCCGUAUUGGCCGUCUGGUUCUUAGGGCCUCCCUUGAACGCGGUGCCCAGGUUGUUGCCAUCAAUGACCCAUUCAUUGGCUUGGAUUAUAUGGUAUACAUGUUCAAAUAUGAUUCUACUCAUGGUAGAUUCAAGGGAGAAGUCAAAUCUGAAGAUGGUUGUUUAGUGGUUAAUGGCAACAAAAUUGCUGUAUUUAGUGAACGUGAACCAAAAGCCAUUCCAUGGGGAAAAGCUGGUGCUGAAUACGUUGUUGAAUCAACUGGUGUUUUCACCACCAUAGAUAAAGCUUCAGCUCACUUGGAAGGUGGUGCUAAGAAGGUCAUCAUUUCUGCUCCAUCAGCCGAUGCACCUAUGUUUGUUGUUGGUGUUAACUUGGAUGCUUAUGAUCCAAGUCACAAAGUCAUUUCCAAUGCUUCUUGCACCACCAAUUGCUUAGCUCCUCUCGCUAAGGUUAUUCAUGAUAAUUUUGAAAUUAUUGAAGGUCUUAUGACUACUGUGCAUGCUAUUACUGCUACCCAAAAAACUGUUGAUGGACCAUCGGGCAAGUUGUGGCGAGAUGGUCGUGGUGCUGCACAAAACAUUAUUCCUGCUGCAACUGGAGCAGCUAAAGCUGUUGGCAAAGUCAUUCCAGCUCUAAAUGGAAAGCUGACUGGUAUGGCUUUCCGUGUACCAGUACACAAUGUGUCUGUCGUUGAUUUGACUGUCAGACUCGCAAAACCCGCUACUUAUGAUGCUAUUAAAGCUAAGGUUAAGGAAGCUGCCGAAGGUCCUAUGAAAGGAAUCCUUGCUUAUACAGAGGAUGAUGUAGUCUCUUCUGACUUCAUUGGUGAUAAUCACUCCAGUAUUUUUGAUGCUAAAGCUGGUAUACCGUUGAACGAUAACUUUGUUAAAUUGAUUUCGUGGUACGACAACGAAUAUGGUUAUUCCAAUCGUGUAGUUGAUUUGAUUAAGUAUAUUCAAACGAAGGACAACUAAGCCGAUUUUCGUAUUUCCAUGUGUAAUACAUUCAUAAAUGUUUCUGUAUGACAUACAUCAUACGAACAUAUCGUUGUUUUAUGAAUAUUGCAGAUUAAAUAACGUUAUGACUAGCCACUAGCGUUUUUGAAACAGAAAUUGAAAAUGUAAAACAAAACGAUACUUUAGCAUACAUUUCUUUUGCACAAGUAAUACAAUGUACCUACAAAAUCAGUAUGAAAUAGGAUUAACUUUGAAGUUCAUUAUAUUAAUUUAAAUUUCUAAUUAACGUUUCUGAAUUUAUUCAUAAAUAAUGUAAAAAUAUAGAUGCAAAUAUGUACGUUCAAAAAUAGUAUGCUUGCUCGAAAAGUACACAGUCAAUACAUAAAGUAGAUUAUUGUAUUCUUGUGCCGUAUUAUUUAGAUAAUGUAUGUUACAUUUAAAUGAUUUUUAUCAAUCAUUCAUUCAACAUUCGCAAGAGGAUAUCAAAAUAUUUGCGAUUUCUUCUGUAACAUUAAUAUUUAUCACUCAUAAACACCAAUAAAAAUUGUUAUGAAA